AUGGCCACGCCAGCGGAGUCCCUGCCCCGGCCGGCGCCCCCCACCCCGCCCCCCGCCUCGACGUCCCGGGACAGGUGGCGGAGGAAGGUGGACUUCCUGCUGUCGGUGGUGGGCUUCGCCGUCGACCUGGGCAACGUCUGGAGGUUCCCCUACAUCUGCUACCAGAACGGAGGCGGAGCUUUCCUCAUCCCCUACACCCUGAUGGCCAUUUUCGGAGGCGUCCCCCUCUUUUACAUGGAGCUGGCCCUGGGACAGUUCCACCGGGUUGGGGCCAUUCCCAUCUGGAAGAACAUCUGCCCCAUAUUCAAAGGCAUCGGCUUUGCCAUCUGCAUCAUCAACCUCUACGUCGCCUUCUACUACAACACCAUCAUCGCCUGGGCCCUCUACUACCUCUACUCCUCCUUCAGUGCCCCCCUGCCCUGGACCAGCUGCGCCAACCCCUGGAACACCCCCAACUGCACCAGCUACCUGGGGAGGAGCAACAUCACCUGGACCAAGGACUCCCAGUCACCCGCUGAGGAGUUUUACAUGAGGAGAGUUCUGGCCCUCCAGAACUCCCACGGCCUGGACGAGGUGGGCGGGAUCUGCUGGCACCUGCUCUUCUGCCUCUUCCUCAUCUUUGCCAUUGUCUACUUCAGCCUCUGGAAGGGGGUCAAGACCUCCGGGAAGGUGGUGUGGGUGACAGCCACUCUCCCCUAUGUUGUCCUGCUCAUCCUGUUGAUCCGAGGGACGACUCUGCCUGGGGCCUGGAGAGGAAUCAUCUUCUACCUGCGGCCCAACUGGGAGAAGCUCACGAGCACAGCUGUGUGGGUGGAUGCCGCUGCCCAGAUCUUCUUCUCUUUGGGACCAGGCUUCGGGGUGCUGCUCGCUCUCGCCAGCUACAACCCCUUCCACAACAACUGCUACAGGGAUGCCAUGGUCACCAGCGUCAUCAACUGCCUCACCAGUUUCCUCUCAGGAUUUGUCAUUUUCACUGUCUUGGGCUACAUGGCAGAAAUGAGGGGCGUGGAAGUGGAGGACGUGGCCAAAGACAAAGGGCCCAGCCUCCUCUUCAUCACCUACCCGGAAGCCAUCGGCAACAUGGCCGGCUCCACCUUCUUUGCCAUCCUCUUCUUCCUCAUGAUGAUAACGCUGGGGCUGGACAGCACGUUUGGGGGCCUGGAAGCUGUCAUCACCGCGGUCAUGGAUGAAUAUCCGCACCUGCUGGCUAAGCGAAGAGAGCGGUUUGUCUUGGGGCUGAUCACCGUGUGCUUUCUGGGGUCCCUAGCCACGCUUACCCAUGGAGGGUCCUACAUCGUGAAACUCUUGGAAGAGUUUGGCGCUGGCUGUUCUAUUUUAGCAGUGGUGUUCCUGGAAGCCAUUGCUGUCUCCUGGUUUUAUGGGAUCCAGCAGUUCUGCAGCGAUGUGAAGGCCAUGCUGGGGUUUACCCCGGGAAUCUACUGGCAGGUGUGCUGGGUGGCCAUCAGCCCCGUCUUCCUGGCAUUCAUCAUCAUCAGCUCCCUGCUGGACCAGCCCCCCCUCACCCUCUUCGACUACCAGUACCCGGCCUGGAGCAUCUCGCUGGGGUACCUCCUUGGCGCCUCCUCCUUCCUUUGCAUCCCUCUCUGCAUGGCCUACAAGCUCGUCUGGACUCCAGGAUCUCUCAAGCAGCGCCUCGCAGUGUGCCUUCGACCCGAGAAGACAAAAGGGGAGCUACCGCUGGAGUCUGUGAGACCGGCCCCGUAG
Messenger RNA from Heteronotia binoei (common prickly gecko), 1725 nucleotides. RefSeq names its product sodium-dependent serotonin transporter-like. Gene Ontology annotation, molecular function: serotonin binding; serotonin:sodium:chloride symporter activity. Bases 1 to 1725 code for a protein of 574 amino acids. Gene Ontology annotation, cellular component: membrane; neuron projection. The transcript is spliced from 13 exons. Lineage: Eukaryota; Metazoa; Chordata; Lepidosauria; Squamata; Gekkonidae. Gene Ontology annotation, biological process: sodium ion transmembrane transport; serotonin uptake. The record is from RefSeq and is a predicted model, not a curated record.